AUGGAGCCGUACUCUUUGAUCACAGGUCAUCUACUGCUCAUGAAUAAGAUCAGAAAGCAGUUCCCAUCAGACUCGCACCAGACGAUAAUCAACAAGAAAAUCAUGGAAAAUUGGAACGAAUACUUUCCUGGAGCAACGGAAUGCCCUCCUGUUAUAUAUCUUGACCUAUGGCCUUUUGUGCCCUUUACCUUUGCCAUGGUGGUAUCGCCCGAGCUGUGUGCGCAGUUGACACAGGUGACACCGCAGCCGAGACAACCCAUGUUCAAGUGGGCACAAAAGCCUCUGACGGACGGUCUUGACAUGCUGUCACUGGACUGGACAGGCCACAAGCUAUGGAGAUCGAGAUUGAACCCAGGGUUCUCUUCCCAAAGCUUGAACAGCCACUUCCCAGCCUUAAUCGAAGAAGUAGACAUUUUCUCUCAGAUCAUGACAAGCCAGGCUGGUCCAGCCGGCGAGUGGGGGCAGAUGUUUACCAUGUACGACAAGGUGAUUGCUCUGACUUUUGACAUUAUCGCGAGGAUCACUACGGGGUUACGCCUUUACGAACAGAGCAGCGGGCCCAGUCCUCUGCUCGUGUCUCUGAGGAACUUGAUUGCGUGCUUGAAACUUGACAGCCUAAAGAACAGAAUUGAGCGACAUACUCCAUCCUUUAAACGAAAAGUAUAUCAAAAUGCAGAAGUCAUACGGAAGCUUCUCCAACCUGAAGUGGAAGCACGAAUUCUGGAGUCAAGCAAGCUUGCCGAUCGCAAAACCGUAGUAGAUCUCGCGGUAAAGGAAAUGGGCAAUGAACAGUCAACCAGGAGCGAAGUUUUUGUCGAAGAAGUGAUUGCCAAUCUCAAAAUCUUUCUAUUUGCCGGCCAUGAGACAACUGCGCAAACUCUUUGCUGGGUCUACUGGGAGAUCAACAAGUAUCCCGGGGUUGUGGAAAAGCUUCGCAAGGAGCAUGACCAAGUCCUUGGCAAAGACCCCACAGCGGCAAAGAAGACUCUUCUGUCCUCUCACCACAAACUCAGCGAGCUUAGCUAUACUACAGCCGUAAUCAAGGAGACAUUACGACUACGACCACCAGCCGGAACGCUGCGCAAAUGUGCACCGGACUUUGCCUUUGUUGAGGAUGGCGUGCAGUAUCCGACCUACGACUGCGUCGUGCAGACCACUCCGGUCGCGCUACAUCGCCACCCGGACCUCUGGCCGACAUCGAAUGAGUUCAUUCCAGAGAGAUUUCUGGGGCCCGAAAACGACCCGCUACGCCCGGUCAAGAAUGCCUUUCGGCCUUUUGAGCUGGGCACUAUGCGCUGCAUUGGCGAAGAGCUUGCCAUGAUGGAGAUGAAGCUGGCGCUGGUGUUCACAUUGAGGGAGCUUGACAUGGAAUUCAACUACGAUCUCUGGGACAAAGUACAAGGCCGGGCGGGCCCGGUGCAGAUGCAGGACGGCGAACGUGCCUACCGUGCCGGAAAAGGCAUGGGCACGAUCAAGGACGAACUUCCUACCCGAGUGCGAUUAAGAACUAUUUAG
This is a messenger RNA of Pestalotiopsis fici W106-1, 1515 nucleotides long. RefSeq lists its product as uncharacterized. NCBI's taxonomy places the organism in Eukaryota, Fungi, Ascomycota, Sordariomycetes, Amphisphaeriales, Sporocadaceae. The transcript is spliced from 3 exons. The coding region runs from base 1 to 1515 and encodes 504 amino acids. Gene Ontology annotation, molecular function: heme binding; monooxygenase activity; iron ion binding. The record is from RefSeq and is a predicted model, not a curated record.